GGAGUCAGAAGCCUCGGAGAACUUGGAUAGAUCUACAGCUGCAGAAGCAUCUAAGCCUCCGCCGCAGAGCAUCGCACAACAUGUCCAUCCCUCAGUCCGAGGACCAUCUCUACACCUACGAGGAGGCCAUGCAGUACAGCACCUACCUGGAGGAGGAAUUUCCUCUCCCCUCUAAAACCACGGGGGCUCUGAGGAAACGUAGGGAAAGCCGGCUGAGGUCCCAGAUUCUCUCCUUCGAGGAGAUCCAGGAGGUGGAGGAGGAAGGGGUAUCCCCGACCGAGGAGGAGAAAGCCAGGAGGUCCUUCCUGCAGUCCCUGGAGAGUCUCCGGAGGAGCUCCAACCACAAUCGGCUCAAUAAGGACAAACUAAGAGGCUACAAGACCAGUCAGGACUCAAGCGACUCUGAUUCUACCCUGUGAGGGACCACCAGAUGCCUCCACCUCAGGGAUGCCCUCCAUGGUACCAACUACUUCUUCACAAUGAUCCAUGAGUCAAGGGUACAAGGGCUUCUAUCGAUUUCUUCAGCCAUAACAUUGUAGGAGUUGGCAUACAUGUAACUAACUUCUUCAAGGGUCCUCCACUCCUUUAUGAACUUGAAAGGACUCUUCAUUUGGGUCCUCCACUGCUCUAUGAACCUGUAAGGACUCUUGAGUUGGGUCCUCUACCCCUUUAUGAACUUGUAAGGACUCUUGAGUUGGGU
This is a messenger RNA of Hyla sarda, 700 nucleotides long. RefSeq lists its product as uncharacterized. Bases 81 to 419 code for a protein of 112 amino acids. The transcript has a single exon. NCBI's taxonomy places the organism in Eukaryota, Metazoa, Chordata, Amphibia, Anura, Hylidae. The record is from RefSeq and is a predicted model, not a curated record.